Messenger RNA from Loa loa (African eye worm), 2499 nucleotides. RefSeq lists its product as hypothetical. Lineage: Eukaryota; Metazoa; Nematoda; Chromadorea; Rhabditida; Onchocercidae. The transcript has 5 exons. The coding region runs from base 1 to 2499 and encodes 832 amino acids. The record is from RefSeq and is a predicted model, not a curated record.
AUGUCUGGGCAAUCAUCAUCACGAACAACAACAACAACAACAACACCAUCUCAAGAAACUCAUCAACAGGAACAAGUAUCUCAGGAACAAGCUUUCCAUCAACAACCACAACAAUUAAAGAUACGAUUUUCCCAUCGACAGAAUGUACAACCAUCUAAGAAACCAUCAUCAAAGGGAUCAUCGAUUACAGAUUCAUCUCGUGAGGUCAUCGAAAACAUGCUUACAGAUGGAGUUCAUGAAAUACUCGUACCGUCUUCAUCAUCCAUUCAACAGCCACAUUUACUUCAACAAGCUCAACAACAAGUACAAACAUCUCAGCAAAAGUAUCCUGAAGAAAAUCAAUUCGUCAUACCAUUACCCGUACAAACUAAUCAGCAAUCUUUCGGAAUACCUCAGCAAUCACAAGAACAGUUGUUACUACAAGUACCUCUGCAGCAACCACAGCAAAUGUUGAAUGUGGUAAACCCCGGAACUACCAAUACCCAAAUGUUCUUACAAGUUCCUCAGUUACAAACAAAUUCGAAUAUACCAUCGCAGGAAUCUCCGAUAACAUCUCAACAGUCACAUAUGCGAAGAGCUGAAUCAUUGUUUCUACAAGCAUCUCAGCAGUCAGCAGAAACUGAUACACGAGGCAAUCGUUUAUUCAUCAAACCAUCUCACCACAAUCAGCGCUUGCAAUUACAACAACCUUCAGAUGGAUCUCAGCAGCAAAAUGUUCAAGGAACUCAACAACUACUGCUACGGUUAUCAAAGCAAAUACCGAUAUCAUCACCACAACAACCGCUUCAACAAGCACAACCACUGCUCGUUCAACUUCUUCAACAAUCUUCAGCUACACCUCGACAACCAUGUCCAGAACAGAAGCAACAUCCAUUCUUACAGCAAACGACAUUACGUCCAGUUCAGAAGAUACCAGUACGGUCUUCUUUACAACAAGUACGAUCAACUCGACAAACACCAAUGCAGUCAUUUCAGCGACCUUUGGUACCGCAAUCAACUCAGGUAUUCCAGCAACCAAAUCAAAGAGUAUCUUCAUUCUCCUUGGAAAUACCACAAGAAACGACGCAAAUUAUGCAACAGAUGCAAUCUAAUCAACCUUCUAUCUCAUCUGAACAACCAGUUUCGCAAAGGAUUCAACAGAUGUUCCGGCAAAUAUCUCAGCAACCGAUGCUAGAAGUGAGGGGAACAAAUUCAGAAAACAGUUCGCUACUUGCUCAGCUUACACAAAUGAUUCAAUUGCAGCAAAUGAUUCAACAAUCACAGGUUCAAUCAACUCAACAACCUCCAUUUGCACAGUUUAUUCCAUGGGAAUCACUAGGAGUACCAUUGGGGAUUUUACAGGUAUCAGAAUCAGAUUUUCAAUCAUGUCAGCAAUCAUCACAAGGGGUCCAAGAUUCACUUGAAAUACCGGAGGUAUCACUUUUUGAUUUAUCUCCACAACAAUUCAUGCGCAUCAUUCAACAGUGCCCAUACAAUGGACCAUCAAAUCAGGAAUCAUCAACGAAAUCAGCUCGAGAAUCAUCAUUACAAUCACGCCAAGCACCACCUAUACCACCCGGUCAAGAAUCAUCGACAAAAUUAGUCCGUGAAUCACUUCUAAAAUCAGGCCAAAAAUCAUCAACAUCAUUGUAUCAGAAAUCAUCCAUACAGUCAUCUCGACAAUGUCCACUUUUGCAAGGAAAUCAAAUCCGAGAAUUACCGCCGGAAAGUAUUGCAUCAUUAAAUCAAAUUAACACUUCACCGACACUAAAUGAUACAGUGAUGGCAUCAGUUAGCAUUCCUAAUGCUGGUGAAUCACAGGAAACAUUCACAGAAGAUAGUUAUGAGAAUGAAUCUAACGAUGACGAGGCAAGUGAUAAUUUCAUUUCAGGCUCAGAAGCUACCAUGUCAUCACCAGAAUUUAUAGCAACAGAAUGCAUGAAGAGUAGACCAUUGCAAACAGUGGCAUCUGAAGCUUCACAAAUUACCGUUUCUACAAGACCAAGAAAUUCAAGCAAAUCACAAAAAGCAAGAGCCGACAGUUAUUCCGAUUCAACAACUGGAACUGCUGAAAGUAAAACAGGAAUCGCAGGAUAUAUGGAUUCAUGUCAUACUUCUGGUGUGAAUGAGAAUAGUUCAGGAUCAUUUAAUAACGAUUAUUUGGCAGCUUUAAUAUCUACAACUUUAGCUGCUCUAACACGAUCCUUACUUAAUCAACAAACAGAAUCUGAUAUUCCGGAAAAUAUCAGUAUUAUAUCAUCGUUACUAAAUCAUCUUUCAAAUCCCAAUGAGAUAAACCUUCGUCCGAACAAUAACACAAGUGAUAAUGAGGCAAUGCAACCAAGAAAUGAACUUUAUCAGGCAAGUUCAUUUAAGGCUAAAAGCUGUUUGCUGCAGAUUCUUUGUGGCGAUCAAUUAACGAUGCAAGAGGUGACAGAUCGUUUAGCCAAUCUAAACGCAAGAAUUGAGAGUAUGUCAAAUCUAAUGAAUAAUGGUGUGAUGAGUUCUGAUUCAUUAUAA